This is a messenger RNA of Cynoglossus semilaevis (tongue sole), 4134 nucleotides long. RefSeq names its product RE1-silencing transcription factor (gene rest). NCBI's taxonomy places the organism in Eukaryota, Metazoa, Chordata, Actinopteri, Pleuronectiformes, Cynoglossidae. The transcript has 6 exons. Gene Ontology annotation, cellular component: nucleus. Gene Ontology annotation, biological process: positive regulation of transcription by RNA polymerase II. The record is from RefSeq and is a predicted model, not a curated record. The coding region runs from base 205 to 3093 and encodes 962 amino acids.
AGGACAACGUGUUGACGUCACGGCCUUACGUGGCGCUGCUGUGCUGCUGUGUAGGAAUGUGCGGAAACUUGCUCGACUCUACUUUUGUCUACGAUCGUCGUCGAGGAGAAGUAGAAGAAAAGCGAGCAAAAGCUGACGAAAAGUUGGUGGAACUUGGUAACGGAGAGUCGCUUUUUGCCUGGUUGUGAAGGUGACAAACUCAAGAUGGCUGCCCAAACGGCAUUUUCAGUGGAGAUGUUUCCUGUGGGUGUGCCUCUGAUGGAGGGUAGUCCAAAUAUCAGUGACAUGCCAAAGGACACUCUCCCUGCCCCACAGCUUGUGAUGCUGGCCAACGUGGCAGCAGUGACUGCGGUUGGGGAGACAGGCGGCUGUGAUGGUAGCACAGCUGAUGAAAAGGAGAUGAUGGAGCUGAAGACGGUGUCCAGCAGCUACUCAGACAGUGAAGAUGAGGGUGUCAUCAGAUACAGUUAUGACAACCAGAACAAUGUGGAGGUCUGCAUUGUAGAGUAUCCUGAGUCACCAGGUCCCACCAACACUGUGGCUGGUAAUGGUCAAAAUGUGGCGAAUGCAGACGACAACAAUAUUGACAAAGCUGAGGAUCUAUCUCACCGCCCUCAGUCUAACCCCUCCACUAAAUUACCUCAGCAUGAGGAUGUGCAGAGCAAGGAAAGUGCCCCUGUGGCAGUAGAGAGCAUCAAGAAGAAGAAACCGUUUCACUGUAAACCAUGUCACUUCCAAGCACAAAGUGAAGAAGAGUUCGUAAAACACCUCGGCACCCACAGUGCUAGCAAGUUGAUGGUUGUAAACCGUGUGGAGGGGCGGAGCAAAACCAGGAGCAGUGGGGCGCAGACACCUGAGGACCACCCACCAUCAGGAGAGGAGACCGGCAGCGGCGCUGAGAGUGGAUCAGGGACCACAGCAGGGGACAUCAAAGGGCUGAUCAGGUGUGAGAGAUGUGGCUACAACACCAACAGAUAUGAUCAUUACAUCGCUCACCUGAAGCAUCACAGCAAAGAAGGAGAAGAUCACAGGGUCUUCAAGUGCACGUUGUGUCCUUACACAACAGUGAGUCAAUAUCACUGGAGGAAACACCUGAGGAAUCAUUUCCCCAGUAAACUCCACACCUGCUCUCAGUGUUCCUACUUCUCUGACAGAAAGAGCAACUACAUCCAGCACAUCCGCACACACACAGGUGUGCGUCCCUUCCAGUGUUUAUAUUGUGACUAUUCCAGUGCACAGAAGACACAUUUGACCCGCCAUAUGAGGACACACUCGGGUGAGCGUCCCUUUAAAUGUGAGAGCUGUAACUACUUGGCGGCCAAUCAGCAUGAGGUGACCCGCCAUGCUCGGCAAGUCCACAACGGGCCGAAACCGCUGUCGUGCCCCUACUGUGACUACAAGACGGCAGAUCGCAGCAACUUCAAAAAGCACGUAGAACUCCACCUCAACCCCCGCCAGUUCCUCUGCCCCCUCUGCAAAUAUGCCGCUUCCAAGAAGUGCAACCUGAAGUAUCACAUUAAGUCCAGGCACGCUGGAUGUGACGUCUCUGUGGAUGUCUCCAACGUCAAGUUGCGUGUUAAAAAAACAGAGCCUGGAGGUUUAGAGGAAAACGCCAAUACCAAAACAAACAAACACGACAGUUCGUCCUGUGUGGAGGAGGACUUUGAUGAUGACGAUGUAGAGGAGGAGGAUGAAGAGGAGGAGAUGGUCUCAGAGUCAAUUCCUAUCAAUCUUUCAAUUAGAAAGAGCAGUAGGUCAAGUGUCAGCCAACCAAGCGAAAUGCCAGAAAAGUCCAGUAAGAAAGCCAAGGUGUGUCCAGAGAAAGAUAAAGCCCCCAAACCCAAAGAUAAAGUAGAACCAGAGAAGAAAGUCUCAACAAGACAGAAGAAGACAGAGAAUCGUGGCGAAUGUGUUGCUGUAGCAACUGGAACCCAGGCAGAAACUGCAACUGCCAUCAGGAGGAGAUUUAAGAAAUCUUUAGUUGUCCAUGAGCAAGAGGCUGUAGCCCUGGAUGUGCAAGACCAACCAGAGACCAAGACAGAGAAACCAGACCAGGCAAGAGCCAAGGAUGAAAGGACCUCCAGGCAGAAGAAAGAAGAGCAGAAGGCAAAGCCUCAGAAGGACAAAGAACAAAAGAAUGACAACAGCGGGAAAGAGAACAAAAGUGUAAACAAGAGUAGAAGGUCUGGAUCAAAGAAAUCUGAGACAAUUCCUGACACUGUAGAAGAAACUCAGCAGAAACCAGAAGCUCAGGAGAAAGUUCAGAAGGAAAAGACUGUGAAAGACAGAGCAGGAAAAAGAAAAAUAUCAGAGGUUCUGGAUUUGUCCAGCAAGAGUUCACCUGAGGCUGUGGUCAAGCCCAAACGACUGAAAACUGCCACCACCACAAAGAAGGUUGUACCAGAACCUGCUUCAGGAGCGAGUACUACAGUCAAAACCUUCAACCCGAUGCAAAAAGCCACUGAGACGGUGGUAACAUGUCUGGAGAAGAAAGAAAAACCUGACAACAAACAGACAUGUCUUCAACACAAAGACAUCGUCUGCAGCAGAACAUCGCAGGUUCCAGAAGCUUCAACUCACAAGGAUGAUCAGCUAGACACUGAGAUGUGUGAGCAUCCACCUACACCCACACAAAGCCCUCAAGUGUCUGAAAAUCUCUCAGAAAAGAUGGAGACUCCACCCACCUGUUCAUCCUCAGGUGAGGACACGCCUACUCCAACUAAAGACUGUACCGCUCCAACGUUCCUCAAACCCACUUCACCCCCGCCUCUGCUGAUUCCGAGCCAGCGAAACAAACCUGCAGACCCAGAGGAUGAUGAGGGAAUACACAGCAGCCAUGAGGGAGGAAGUGACAUCAGUGACAGCGCCUCUGAGGGCAGCGAUGACUCAGGCCUCAAUGGGGCCAGAUCAGGUAAGAUGGCCAACGACCCUGAGACCCCCACAGAGGAGAUCCCAACACCAACGGAGCUGAAGGGUCACCUGUGCAUCUUCUGCGAUCGCACUUUUCCAAUGGAGGUGGCAUAUCGCCGCCACCUGAACCGUCACCUGGUUAACGUUUACUACAUUAACAACAGUGCCAACGCCCAAAAGUGAGAGAGAUCUAAAACGUCAGCAAGAACCUUUUGUGUUUCUUUUUUUUAUUAUUAUUAUUUGUUAUUUCUGUUGCUUUGUGACCUCUAGUUUCAAAUGACUCCCUUUUUAUCCUACACUUCACCAGUUUAGUAUCAGUGUCAAAGGCUAGGUGCUUGUUUCAGUUGUUUGUAUUAUGAAUCAAAUUACACACUGAUGUAGAAUUCCUUUCUUAAGGUAAAAUAGGAUCAUCACACUGUUCAUUGUAGAUAAUAGGUUUAUAAACUCUUGAGUGGUGACAUUGACAGGCAUUAAAAACAUGAUAUCAAAUGUUUACCUAAAAUAUUCAUUGUCUUGUGGCGCCCCCUGUUGUUUGGUCUUUUGAUUUGUUUUUGUACAUAGUGAUAUAUAUAUACAUGUCCCGUUUUGACAUUUUGUUGUUAAUUCUUCUGUCAUUGUGGCACUACAUAGGUUAGAACUACAGCUACAGUGAAGUCAAUGUGCCCUUUCUUUUUCUUUAUAAAGCGUCAGUGCCUUUGACAAUCAAGUCAACCAUGUUGGUGGGGCAUUUUUUAAGUUCUACCUGCUGUGUUAUGAUUCAAAAUUUUAGCUCUGUAGCUCUGUAAAAACUGUAUUAUUGUGCAAUAGUGGAUGCCAAAGUGAUGUCUUUGAGAAGAGAAGAACAUUGGAAAAACAUCAGAUUUACUGCCAGUGAUGAGAAAGUGAUGCUUUUGUGUGACUGUUGUUUCAAGCAGCUGAUCUAUUCAUUGAUCAGUCAUCAACUGAUGAAAUGAUUGGUUUCCUGCCUCGUGCCUACUACUCUCUACUGUCAAAGAAUAACAAAAUCCUUUUCUUUUCCAUGACAAACUGUGUGUUUAUCACUUUCUAGUAAAAAAAAAGUAAAAUCUUAUCAGACUUUAGAAAAUUAAGGUUCAGAAUUCUUCAAACAAUUCUUCAAUGUUGUACUGAACUAACGUUUUGUAAACAGACUUGUUUUUCUGGUGUUUGGUUUUCAAACUGUAUUAGUCAAAAAUAAUUUUCACAAAUACACAAUAUUUCAAAAUU